AUGUCGUCGUUCUUCUUCUCCACACCCGUCGACAUCGACAUAGUCCUCGAGGAUGCCGACGAACGAGAAACCGUUGAUAUCAAGCUCGAUAAGAAUAGGCGUGAAAAGGCGCCCUUGUACAUGGAUGGCGAGUCUGUGAAGGGCGCAGUUACGGUCAGGCCGAAAGACGGGAAGCGAUUAGAACAUACAGGCAUCAAGGUGCAGUUUAUUGGCACGAUCGAGAUGUUCUUUGACCGGGGUAAUCACUAUGAGUUUCUUUCCCUUGUGCAGGAACUCGCGGCUCCCGGGGAGCUCCAGCAUCCGCGCACGUUUACCUUCAACUUCAAGAAUGUCGAGAAGCAGUACGAGUCAUAUAAUGGCAUCAAUGUCAAGCUGCGAUAUUUUAUCCGAGUCACCGUUUCACGCAGAAUAGCCGACAUCGUACGAGAGAAGGAUAUCUGGGUAUAUUCGUACAAAAUGCCUCCGGACAACAACAGUCCCAUUAAAAUGGACGUCGGUAUCGAGGAUUGUCUACACAUUGAAUUCGAAUACUCAAAGUCGAAGUACCACCUCAAAGAUGUGAUCGUUGGGAGGAUAUACUUUCUGCUCGUGCGGCUCAAGAUAAAACAUAUGGAGCUGUCGAUUAUACGACGGGAGACGACUGGCUCACCGCCAAACCAGUAUAAUGAGAGCGAGACUCUUGUCAGAUUUGAAAUCAUGGACGGUUCUCCAUCAAGAGGCUGGGCAUUCGGUGGGUGGCUGGCUGAUCUCUUUUCUCAUCGCACAGGAGAGACUAUCCCCAUUCGAUUAUUCCUCGGCGGAUUCGAUCUGACACCCACGUUCCGCGAUGUCAAUAAGAAAUAUUCGACUAGAUACUAUCUUAGUUUGGUCCUAAUUGAUGAAGAUGCUCGUCGCUACUUCAAACAAUCCGAAAUCACCCUCUAUCGACAGCCUCCCGAACUUCCUCCGGUUCCUGGCGCAGCGGCACUACCGCCUCAGCAGCCUAUGCCCCCGCAUACUCAGAAAGAAGGAGGGGAUGCAGAAGUUCUAGAUUCCGAGCCCGAGCCUAAUCCGGCGGCCCAUGAACAGCAGCAGGUUCCUGCAGCUGCAUAA
This is a messenger RNA of Coccidioides posadasii C735 delta SOWgp, 1092 nucleotides long. Lineage: Eukaryota; Fungi; Ascomycota; Eurotiomycetes; Onygenales; Onygenaceae. The record is from RefSeq and is a predicted model, not a curated record.